Messenger RNA from Prorocentrum cordatum, 188 nucleotides. The record is from the annotation of a GenBank genome assembly. Lineage: Eukaryota; Dinophyceae; Prorocentrales; Prorocentraceae.
GGCGGCGAAAGCCUGCUGGAGCUCAGACGCGCUGCACGCCAGCUCCGCCAUUGCCCGAGACUCUCGGUCGAGAGCCUGGAGGCCGACAAGAUCACUGCCCGCCCCUGGAUCAACAAGUGCCCGACGGGCCCAGAACGAGAACAUCGCGCCCUCGGCGGCGAUCUCUCCCUCUACCUCGUCCUGGGUAG